GAGAUUCUGAAUAUGGAUAAGUAUGGGCAGUUGCAAAAUGUGGAAACCGUACUGGUUGUUCAGGUCCAUAAUCGUAUCGAAUAUUUGAAAGAGUUGAUUUCUACCCUCAGAGAUGCUCGAUAUAUUGAAACUACAUUGCUGAUUUUUAGUCAUGAUUAUUCGUCUGUAGCUAUAAACAAACUGAUUAAAGGGAUAGAUUUCUGUUUAGUUAUGCAGAUAUUCUACCCAUACAAUAUUCAGUUGUUUCCAGAUGUUUUUCCUGGGCAGGAUCCUUUGGAUUGUCCAGAAAAGGCGACUAAGCAAGAAGCGGCUUUUUUGAAAUGUAAUAAUUGGAAGCAUCCGGAUAAAUAUGGACAUUUUCGUGUUGCGAGGUUGACACAAAUCAAACACCAUUGGUGGUGGAAGAUGAAUUACGUAUUCGACGGUAUAUUAAAACAGUAUGCUUUGACAAAGGCAUGGGUAAUACUACUGGAGGAGGAUCACUAUGUUUCUCCAGAUUUCUUGCAUGUUAUGCGCCUGAUUGUGAACAAUAAAUCGAAUUUUUGCGAGGAAUGUCAAGUGAUAAGUCUUGGAUUGUAUCUCAAACAGUACAGUAAUUUUAAAACCGAUUUGAAUCGGCUGAGUAUUUGUCCAUGGUUUAGUUCAAAACAUAAUAUGGGAAUGGCUAUCAAUGUGGAUACGUGGGAACUUAUCAAGAAUUGUACGGAAUUUUUCUGUAAGUAUGAUGAUUACAACUGGGAUUGGUCUUUGUUACGCGUUAGCAUGGAGUGCUUGCCAUCAAGAUUGAAGGUCAUUGCUGUUAAGGCUCCUCGUGUCAUACAUGUUGGUGACUGUGGCGUGCAUACUCAUCGUUGUGCCGUUCAUAAUGCUGCUGCAGUGGCUGCGGAACUUUUUAAUAGCUUAUCAGAUUCAUUGUUUCCGAAAAAUAUGAUAGUGGCAGAGAAUCUGAAACGAACAUUAAAACCUUCAAGGGAGAACGGUGGUUGGGGCGAUAUACGCGAUCAUGAACUAUGUCUCAAUAAUUCACAUGUGCCUAAUCUUGCUGCUUACGAUUUUUAUCUGAAUACUCUAACCAUGCGAUAUCCAGGUAGUAUUCCUCAGAUCCAGAUAUCAAACAAGCCAAAACCAUACUUGAAACGAGAAGUGGUCCGACUAUCUUCAUAUGUUAACAUGAAUGUCAGAAGUUGA
Molecule: messenger RNA, 1188 nt
Organism: Acanthocheilonema viteae
Lineage: Eukaryota; Metazoa; Nematoda; Chromadorea; Rhabditida; Onchocercidae
Source: the annotation of a GenBank genome assembly